AUGCCCGACGUCGGGCUGAUUCUAGCGAGCGUCGCCCUCGUGGGGCUCUCCGCCUGCUUCUCCGGUCUGACGCUCGGUCUCCUCUCGCUCUCGCUCGAGUCGCUCGAGCUCAUCGUCUCUGGAGGCUCGGCGCGGGAGGCGGCGUGGGCGCGCAAGAUCUACCCAAUGCGGCGGCACGGCAACCUCCUGCUGUGCACGCUGCUGCUCGGCAACACCCUCGUCAACGUCCUGAUCUCGAUCUUCUCCGCGCAGUUCCUCAGCCCCGGCCUCGGCGCCAUCAUGGCUUCGCUCGUCAUCGUCGUCUUCGGAGAGAUCAUCCCGCAGUCUGUCUGCUCGCGGCACGGGCUGCGGAUCGGCGCCGCCUCGCGGCCGCUGGUGGUGCCGCUCAUGUUUGCCUUUUUGCCCGUCACCUGGCCCAUUGCGCGCCUGCUCGACUUUGCGCUCGGCAGCGAGAUGCGGACGAUGUACAACAAGCGGCAGCUCGACCGGCUGCUCGACAUCAACGCGGCGGCGGACGACCGCAAGCUGCUCUCGUCGGCGCUCGCCUUUUCCGAGAAGCGGCUCACCUUCGACGUGAUGCGAGCCGUCUACGAGUCGGGCUUCACGCGCGUGCCCGUGUACCACGUCCGCCGAUCGACCGUCGUCGGCCUCGUCUUCACCAAGGUCGCCGCGCUGCUCGCCCUCCUGCUAGAUAUUGCACAUGAGGAUACGAGGAUGCUCGACAAGAUGCUGCAGCAGGUGCAGCUCUCGCGCGCGCACAUGUGGCUAGUCACGCGCUCUGCCGCCGCGCUGCCCGCCGCUGCUGGCGGCGGCGCGAACGGCGGUUGCGGCGGCGGCGCGCUGAUGCCCGCGGCGCAGCCCCGGAGAGGGGUGGAGCAGGACAUCCUCGAGGAGCUCAUCCAGGACGAGAUCGUCGACGAGAGCGACGUCGUCGCCGACAGCGGGAACAAGGCGCUGCAGCAGCGGACGCCGCAGCGGAGAGCGCCCUCCCCUCGAGGCGCUGCAGCGAGGAUCGAGUUCUUCGAGAUGCUGCAGCGGCGGGACGGGCUUGCGCUCGGGCGGGCGCUCGGCCCGGCGGCGAAGACGGCGGACGAGGUCCGCGCGCUCGUCUCGUACCUGUCCACCAACGUCUCCCUCUUCCGCCCCGCCGCCUUCUCGGGCGCCGCGCUGCGCCGGCUCGUGCAGCGCUGCCCGAUCUACACCGUCUCGGCGCAGCAGGUCGCGCACGGGCACUACAUCUACGUGCGGGGCGUGCCAGCCUCGUGCUGCUGCCUGCUGCUGCACGGCCGGGUGCAGGUCUGCGCCGGCAACGAGGGGCUCGUCUCAGACAUCGGGCCGUGGACGCUGCUUGCCGCCAACGCCCUCACCGAGGAGAGGCACGUCCCCGAUUUCACGGCACGCGUCGCGGCGGCGGCGCGCAUCUUCACCAUCCCGCGCGCCGAGCUGCUCGCGGUGUGAAGGAAGGGCGGGGCAUACAGGUACAGGUACAGGUCGUCACGUGCGCAGUGAGAGAACGCGUAUUGGACACACGAUGUGUCCACAGAGAUGUGUCUACAGACAGAGAUUUUUAGAUUUACGACUCGAGUACGAGACUUUCGUAGCCGUGUGCAUGGAGUUGAGAGUUGUGGAUGUCUAGAUGUUUGUUUAGUUAGUAUGUAGACCUGUUUUGAC
Molecule: messenger RNA, 1671 nt
Organism: Emiliania huxleyi CCMP1516
Lineage: Eukaryota; Haptophyta; Isochrysidales; Noelaerhabdaceae
Exons: 9
Coding region: 1-1458 (485 amino acids)
Biological process (GO): magnesium ion homeostasis
Source: RefSeq, a predicted model, not a curated record